AGACCAAAGUUUGAAAUUAAAUAUUCUCAGAUCCCAAACUGUCCCCGGUUACCAAAUCUUAGUUUCAGAUAACAACCAUAGCCAUGACUCGUCCUUUUCAACUGAGUCACCCCGUUCUUCUUCUUCUUCUUCUUCUUCUAGCUACUACCGCAACAGCCAGGCCGGGCUUUCUCUUCACUCGGACCACCGGCCGGUGCACACCGGACUACUGGGGCAGCGGGGUGGAGUCGUGGCCGAGGAUGGUCCCGCAGACAUCGACGGUGUCCAAGGUGUUCGGGUCCAGAGCCUACGAACGGUACAGAUCCGAUCUGACGCUGCUGGAAGCGACGGCAAGGAGCGACGACGAGAACGUCUUCCCUAGGCUGCUGAAGCAGGCGAGCGCGGCGCUGCUCAACUCGUACUCCAGGAAGGGGUUCCCGUACACGGCGUGGGAGGUGAAGACUCGGGUCAUACAGGGCUUGGUGUCCGAGAGGGUGGCGUCCCGUCAGGCCCAGCUAUUCUCUCAGGCCAAUGAGGCUUGUGAUCUGCACUAGGUUUGUGACUUGUUCUGGGUUGUAGUGGGUGGCGCUGGUUCUGAUACUGAUAGAAUACUUCGUUCUUGGUGGUGGGUAUUUCGUGUUUAGCGUUGGCAUGGGUUUUGGUAGUGUGGAUCGAUCGUUUGUUCGAUCUUGAUGAGUGUGUGAUUGGUUCUUGUUCAAACGGUUGAAUCAAACAAUGCUCUUUGUUGUUAACCAAUAUUUUAGUAAUUGGUCAAUGGACCUUUGUAUUCUAGUUUGAUGGUGAGCCUCAUGGGUUCAUAGCACUUGCUGCUGGUAUUCGACAAUAUUUAUGCUCUUA
Messenger RNA from Rosa chinensis, 837 nucleotides. RefSeq lists its product as uncharacterized. The record is from RefSeq and is a predicted model, not a curated record. Bases 84 to 533 code for a protein of 149 amino acids. Lineage: Eukaryota; Viridiplantae; Streptophyta; Magnoliopsida; Rosales; Rosaceae. The transcript has a single exon.